GUUUUAAGUUAAUUAGACACUCUAGCAGCAACAUGCCCAUCUUGGUAAAAACACAAAGUUCUGGGACUGGUGAUUGGGCCAUUAUUGAGCUGCAAGGCGAUCUGGAAGUAAGAAGCAAUCAGGAUAUGCAUGACCAGUUCAUUGGCGAUCUCUACUACAACAAAUAUGGUCAACCGAUUCUCAUAAUAGGCCACCACAUACUGCAAGGACGCGAACAGAAACUUGAGAAGCCAUUCGCGGUGCUGGAAAAAUCAAAAUCCAACGAAGGACAGCGCCUCUUGGACACCAGCAUUGCCACGCAAGAUGUCAGCCUUUUAAAUGCCACUUCUGGGGCGGAACGAACAGUCCUGGAUCACACCAUUGCCCAGGAGCACAAGAGUCGCCAGCGUACAGAGUAUACAGUGCGGGCCGUGUGCACCAAAAAGCUGAUCUUCAAAUCACGACCCAAACCCAUUAUUGCCAAUGUGGCCAAGACUGUAUGAGUGCUUAAUAGAUAGAACAUUUAUUUGUCCUUUAUAAUUAUACGAUUACGUAGUUAUGGUUCGUCCCUCUAUUAAACGAUUUCCAUUUCACGUUCGAUGCCAACAAACUUCAA
This is a messenger RNA of Drosophila persimilis, 595 nucleotides long. Its product is annotated as chromosome transmission fidelity protein 8 homolog. The transcript has 3 exons. Bases 33 to 482 code for a protein of 149 amino acids. NCBI's taxonomy places the organism in Eukaryota, Metazoa, Arthropoda, Insecta, Diptera, Drosophilidae. Gene Ontology annotation, cellular component: Ctf18 RFC-like complex. The record is from RefSeq and is a predicted model, not a curated record. Gene Ontology annotation, biological process: mitotic sister chromatid cohesion.